GGGGCCCCACCCCCACCACCCCUACCACCACCACCACCACCAACACCACCACCCACGUCAAGACCGUCAAGCUCGUCCAGUCGCCGGCUCCAGAGAGUCGACCCGCGCGUGGACGCACUGGAGGCGCCGAGUGUGGCGGCGUCUGCAGGGCGGAACAGGAGCCGACGCCGGUGCGGCGCAGGGCGAGCAUGCCGCUGCUGUUCGGCAAGCGGCGGCGGCGACGCCGCUGUGAGGCGGCGCAGGGGGCAGCGCUGGGGGCGGCGGGCCCAGCGGCCGCCCCCGGCCUCGUGGCCGUCCCCGGGUCCGCCCCAGGCGCCCUCGAGCUGAAGGUGCCCACCUCCGCAGCGGGGGGCCUGGCGGCCGUCUGGGACCUGGCGAGCCUCAACGGUGAGGGAGCCGAGCCGCUCUGAUCCCGGUGACGGGCGACCCCUUUCCCCUACCCCUCCACCCCCUAGACCUUUCUACCUGCCAUCAGGCACCCACCUUACGUACCCCAUCCCCCCUUUUGUCUCCCUUUCUCCCCCCCCCCCUUUUUCCUCCUCCCCCCGUCGCUUCCGCUCUCCUUCACGUCAUUUACUCCGCCCCCAUCUGUUGCCACUCGACUGCUCCCGCCUGGUCCCCGAUGACGGCCCCGACGGCCCCGAUCACCAGGUGACUGCCUGGACGAGGAUGGCGAGGGCCAGCCGCCCGCGAAGCAGGUGAAGAUACAGGGUCCGCAGGACGGGAGCGGUCCGUCCGGGGAUGACCGCUCCGAUCCCCAUCGUCCGGCCGCCGCCCUCACCGGCCCCACCGCCCCCACUGGCCACCCCGACCCUCCCACCCCCACCUCGGAGGAGGUCCUCUCCGUCACCCGCGCGGCCAGCGACCCCGACCCCGACUCCGAUCCUACCACAGCGGACCCCACACCCAGCUCAGAGGAGGCCGAUGUCACCAUGGUGGAGUCCGAGGAGGCCGUCGACGCCAUCGACGACAUCGUGGUCUCCGACGAGGCUGUCGACGCCAUCGUGGACUCGGAGGAAGCCGUCAACGCCACCGUGAUCUCCGAGGAGGCCGUCAACGCCAUCGUGGUCUCGGAGGAGGCCGUCGACGCCACCGUGAUCUCCGAGGAGGCCGUCAACGCCAUCGUGGUCUCGGAAGAGGCCGUCAACGCCAUCGUGGUCUCGGAAGAGGCCGUCGACGACAUCGUGGUCUCGGAAGAGGCCGUCGACGACAUCGUGGUCUCGGAGGAGGCCGGGGCCAUCGUCGGCGCACCGCCCUCGCCGACCGCCGCCGUCGUGGAGAGCUCAGGAGACAGCGCGCGGCUGGCCGAGCUGACCGCGGAGCUGGCGGCGCUGGCGCACGCGGAGCGCGACGCGCAGGCGGCCGUGCUGGCGCUGCGCAGGGAGAUGGCGCGCCUGGAGGAGCGCAACGGGCAGCUGCUCGCCGACCUGGACAGCUACAAGAUGGAGCACCUCCGGCUGCAGGCACGUGCCAGGGGCACGGUGUGGGAGCUGGAGGAGACGGAGCGCGCUGCCGCUGAGACCAUCGCCGAGCUCAGGGACAAGUUGGCCCGCCUGGAGCAGGAGCACCUGGAGCAGCUGCGGCUCGAGCAGCUGCAAGUGGAGCAGCAGCAACUGGAGCAGCAUCAGCUGCAGCAGCAGCACCUGGAGCAACAGCACCUCGAGCAGCAGCACCUGGAGCAGCAGCAGCUGUACCAGGAGAUGCCGCAAGGAGCGUACCUGGUGGAGGACAUGAUGGGGUACCACCACUACCCGUACCCCGCCGAGUACUACCAGCUGCCGCCGCCGCAGCAGCAGCUCGCCGCGCCCACCACGCCGUCGUCGCCCGCUUCCUCCGUGGGGGGCGGCUCCGUGGCCGGCGGUGGAGGUAGGGCUGUUGCGAUAUCUCGAUAUUAA
Molecule: messenger RNA, 1895 nt
Organism: Frankliniella occidentalis (western flower thrips)
Lineage: Eukaryota; Metazoa; Arthropoda; Insecta; Thysanoptera; Thripidae
Product: transcription factor sma-9-like
Exons: 6
Coding region: 933-1895 (320 amino acids)
Source: RefSeq, a predicted model, not a curated record